CUAAGUUGGCAACACCGGUGAAACUCACUCUUCCUUCCCUUCACGUGAUCAUGGGGGGACGCUCGCGAUAUCUUGGCUUUGCACUUUCCGUGACUUCACGUUUCCGAUACCGCUGGACGCUUGUGGUCAGCAAGGGAAAAGAUGUCGGCCUUAAGUGGCAAAGUGCAGACGGUGCUGGGCCUCUUGGACCCAAGUCAACUGGGCCGAACCAUGACCCACGAGCACCUGACCAUGACCUUUGAGUGCUCCUACUGCCCACCGGGACCAGGCCAAGAGCAUCUGGUGAAGAUUCCCAUAGAGAUGAAGAACAUGUUCUGGUUGAAUCAGAACCCUUACAGCCACAAUGAGAACCUGCUGUUAAAUCAGGAGCUGGAGGCCGUGAGAGAGGAGCUUGUGGCCUACCGGCAGGCGGGUGGGGGUGCGAUUGUGGAGAACACCACCACCGGCAUCAGCCGUGACGUCAGGGCACUGCAGAAGCUUGCUAAGGAGACUGGCGUUCAUAUCAUUGCUGGUGCUGGAUAUUAUGUGGAUGUCACCCAUUCUGAUGAGACAAGGAAAAUGACUGUGGAAAAGCUCACGGAUGUCAUUGUCAGCGAGGUUCUUCGUGGCGCAGACGGUACGGAUAUCUGCUGUGGUGUGAUUGGGGAGAUCGGCACGUCCUGGCCUAUUACUGAUAGCGAGAAGAAGGUCCUGCAGGCCGCAGCCCACGCCCAGACUCAGCUGGGCUGUCCCGUCAUCAUCCAUCCAGGACGCAACUCAAAGGCACCUGAGGCUGUGGUACAAAUCCUGCAGGAAGCUGGUGGGGACAUCAGCAAAACGGUCAUGUCCCACCUGGACAGGACAAUACUUGAUUAUGGGGAGCUCCUGGAAUUUGCCAAGAUGGGGAGCUAUUUGGAGUAUGAUCUGUUUGGAACCAUAAUGCUGAAUUACCCCUUUAACCUUCAAGUGGACAUGCCGAGUGACUGCCAGAGAAUCCAAAGCCUGGCCUUUCUUGUGGCAGAAGGCUAUGAGGAUAGAAUCCUGGUUGCUCAUGACGUCCACACUAAGAAUCGACUCGCCAAGUACGGUGGCCAUGGUUACUCCCAUAUUCUCAACAACAUCGUGCCCAAGAUGCUAACAAGAGGCUUUACGCAGAACCAGGUGGACAAGAUUCUGAUUGAUAACCCCAAGCAAUGGCUGACUUUUAAAUGAAUGGGCCGAAGAGAAGAGCCCUCCAACUCGGAGAUUCAAGAGUGCGAAUCCAGCCCACAGCCGUCGAGGUGCAAGGCUAUGGCCCUAACCUCUAACACUGUGCUGUCCAUGUCUAACGCAUUCUGCAUAUUGAUUCAAGAUUGCGGCAUUUGCCUUUCUGCAGACUGAUGAAUCUAAUUAUCCACUCAGGUUUGUCUUAAUUACCUGAACCUCUGAUUCUUGUUCUGUAUGUUUACUUUUGUCCUUAUAGCAUUAUUUAACCACAUUUUAAAUCAUUUAGUGCAAUCUUUGAAUUGAUCUACAAGAUGACAGCUUAUAACAUUGAUUUCCUAUGGAUUUUGUGAUUCUUAUAAAGUGGUUCUUUGUCAAGUAGUACAAUGUAUUUUAUAUCAAUUUAUAAAAAUGAUGCAAUAAAUUUUGCACAGUAGCAAUUCGUAGAACCCUUUUAACUGGAGAACAUCUUAGGUCUUCAUCUUUAAAUUUAUUCUGUUCUAACAAUUAAACCCAUGACAGCCAUAUUGUUUCUUGUUUCUUUUAUGCAGGUAAGCCUGUUUCUUACAGAUUUCUACAGACUGCCUAAGUGUGGCAUACUGUGUGGUAGGAUAGUACAGCUUUUGCGAUACGAAUAGCAGAGAUGUCUAUGUGACAAAUGGAAUCUUGAAUCUGAAGCAGCUGGAUUUGCAUCUUAUGUUGUUAUUGAACUCCUGUGUUAUUAUAGGAUUAAUAUAAUCAGCCAUGCCUGGGUUUUUAGAACUGGUAAUAUCACAAGUAAUAUUUCAAGAACAACUUAUGUGAAUGGUUGAAUCAUUCAAACGCUUACCACUGUUAAUCCCCUUUCAAGAUAAGGAAAUUGCCGACAGCCUUGAUUGCCCAGCUACAAAUUAGUUCUUAAGAUCCUUUCAUUUAUGGGAGGGAACGGUCUUCACAGGCUAUAGUAUAAACUUGAAAUAAAAAGAACAAUUAGCAAUUUUUAUAUUAACUAAGCUAAGCUAUUUAAAAGCAGACCAUUCCAUACUGCAAAAUAAAACGUUGUCCUGUA
Messenger RNA from Paramormyrops kingsleyae, 2230 nucleotides. It is a transcript of the gene pter, whose product is annotated as phosphotriesterase related. Gene Ontology annotation, biological process: catabolic process. The record is from RefSeq and is a predicted model, not a curated record. Lineage: Eukaryota; Metazoa; Chordata; Actinopteri; Osteoglossiformes; Mormyridae. Gene Ontology annotation, molecular function: zinc ion binding.